AUGAUGGACGCCAAGGUGCCAGCGUCCAGGGCCGGAGCGCUCAGCUGUGGCGUGAGGGGGGAGGCGUGGGCCACAGUGGCGCUGCCUGCGCCGGGAUGCGGCGGCGGGAAGCUCGAGGCGGAGGUCGUGGUCGAGGUGAGCGGCGAGGACAGGCUGGUGGAGAAGGUGAGGAUCGGGGUGUUGUUGGAUUGUAGGUACGUGAGCGUCGACGCGGGGCUCAGAUACUUGCAGCAUUUCCUCUUGUAA
Messenger RNA from Triticum turgidum subsp. durum (durum wheat), 246 nucleotides. The record is from the annotation of a GenBank genome assembly. NCBI's taxonomy places the organism in Eukaryota, Viridiplantae, Streptophyta, Magnoliopsida, Poales, Poaceae.